AUGCCAUGCCAGUGUGUGUGGGCGCACGCCUACGCCUGCCCAGCGUCGUCUGUGCCCGCCUCAGAUGGGCGACGCCAACGCGCCCCGAUGCCCACUGUGCCCGCUGAAGGCCACAGACGUCCAGUGAGAUACACAACAGCUGACCCCUCAGAGACGCCAGUCCAGUCCGCGUGCGUCCGUCACCGACCAUCUGUGCCCAUGCCCACCACCCCGCACUCAUGCUCACCACCCUGCACUCAUGCCCACCACCCUACACUCAUGCCCACCACCCUGCGCCCAUGCCCACCACCCCGCACUCAUGCCCACCACCCACCACCCCGCACCCAUGCCCACCACCCCGCCCUCAUGCCCACCACCCUGCACUCAUGCCCACCACCCUGCACUCAUGCCCACCACCCCGCACUCAUGCCCACCACCCUGCACUCAUGCCCACCACCCUGCACUCAUGCCCACCACCCUGCACUCAUGCCCACCACCCCGCACUCAUGCCCACCACCCCGCCCUCAUGCCCACCACCCUGCACUCAUGCCCACCACCCCGCACUCAUGCCCACCACCCCGCACUCAUGCCCACCACCCCGCCCUCAUGCCCACCACCCUGCACUCAUGCCCACCACCCCGCACUCAUGCCCACCACCCCGCCCUCAUGCCCACCACCCUGCACUCAUGCCCACCACCCCGCCCUCAUGCCCACCACCCCGCACUCAUGCCCACCCCCCCGCACUCAUGCCCACCACCCUGCACUCAUGCCCACCACCCCGCACUCAUGCCCACCACCCCGCACUCAUGCCAACCACCCUGCACUCAUGCCCACCACCCCACGCCCAUGCCCACCACCCCGCACUCAUGCCAACCACCCUGCACCCAUGCCCACCACCCUGCGCCCAUGCCCACCACCCCGCACUCAUGCCCACCACCCUGCGCCCAUGCCCACCACCCCGCACUCAUGCCCACCACCCUGCGCCCAUGCCCACUCCCCCGCACUCAUGCCUACCACCCCGCACUCAUGCCCACCACCCUGCGCCCAUGCCCACCACCCCGCACUCAUGCCCACCACCCUGCGCCCAUGCCCACCACCCUGCACUCAUGCCCACCACCCUGCGCCCAUGCCCACCACCUCGCACUCAUGCCCACCACCCCGCCCUCAUGCCCACCACCCUGCGCCCAUGCCCACCACCCUGCGCCCAUGCCCACCACCCCGCACUCAUGCCCACCACCCCGCACUCAUGCCCACCACCCAGCACUCAUGCCCACCACCCCGCACUCAUGCCCACCACCCUGUGCCCAUGCCCACCACCCCGCACUCAUGUUUGCUUUCUCAGUUAUCCGUCUCUGGCAGUGGAAGCAAGACGCUCAUCAAUAG
Messenger RNA from Sardina pilchardus (European sardine), 1362 nucleotides. RefSeq lists its product as uncharacterized. The coding region runs from base 1 to 1362 and encodes 453 amino acids. The record is from RefSeq and is a predicted model, not a curated record. NCBI's taxonomy places the organism in Eukaryota, Metazoa, Chordata, Actinopteri, Clupeiformes, Clupeidae. The transcript has a single exon.